This is a messenger RNA of Punctularia strigosozonata HHB-11173 SS5, 3189 nucleotides long. RefSeq lists its product as uncharacterized. Lineage: Eukaryota; Fungi; Basidiomycota; Agaricomycetes; Corticiales; Punctulariaceae. The record is from RefSeq and is a predicted model, not a curated record. Gene Ontology annotation, molecular function: ATP binding; ATP hydrolysis activity; translation elongation factor activity. The transcript has 2 exons. The coding region runs from base 4 to 3189 and encodes 1061 amino acids.
AUCAUGCCUAGCGCAUCUGCCUGCCCCACCCCCGCUCCCCUCAAGGGCGCCGUUGCCGCUCCCGCUCCCGUCGCCAUCGGCGGCCAGUACGACACUUCAUCUCUCUUCGCCUCCGAUGCCGCAACCCGCACGGGUGCCGCCGAGGCGUUGGCCGCUCGCGUUCAGCAGGAGGGCCCCGCCUCCAUCAACGCCCUCAACUUGACCGACGCCAUCAUCGCCGCCCUCGGUGACAAAAAAUCGCCCGCUGCCCGCGAGGGCGCCGCGAACCUCGUCGCGACCCUCGCCAAGUCGCCCGCGAUCAAGGCAUUCGAGCCGUACUUCGUCGACACCGGCGUCUACGCCGCGUUCCUCGAGGCGUUCGCCGACAAGAUGCCCGCAGUCCGGACCGCGGCCGUCGAGGCCGUCCGCGCCUUCGCCGAGAAGAUGAACCCCUGGGGUGCUGCUCUCAUCCUCCCCGCCCUCCUUCACGAGAUCAAGACCGCCGGCAAGUGGCAGAUCAAGACGGGCUCUCUCGUCGUCUUGAACCAGCUCGUUGCUUCCGCCCCGGUCCAGAUCGCCCGCCUCACCCCCGAGAUCGUCCCCGUCCUCUCCGAGGCGAUCUGGGACACCAAGGCCGACGUGAAGAAGGCCGCCCGCGAUACACUCACGAAGACCACCGCUUUGGUGUCGAACAAGGACAUAGAACGCUUUAUUCCGGCUCUCAUUAACGCUUUGAUCAACCCCGUAGAGGAGGUCCCCAAGACCAUCCAGCUGCUUUCGGCUACCACCUUCGUUUCCGAAGUAGACUCCCCCACGCUCUCCCUCAUGGUGCCCCUCCUCGCUCGUGGCUUGAACGAGAAGCCGACCGCGACCAAGCGUAAGGUCGCCGUCAUCAUCGACAACAUGUCCAAGCUCGUCGACUCGCCCGUCACCGUCCGUCCGUUCAUCCCCAAGCUUCUCCCCGGCCUCCUCAAGGUGGAGACCACCAUCGGUGACCCCGAGGCGCGCAGCGUCGUCGGCCGCGCCAUUGCCACCCUCAGGCAGGUUGGUGAGGUUCCCCACGGUGACGGCUCCGACCUCCCGCCUCUCAAGCACGCCGACGGCGGUCAGCUCGGCCACAGCCUGGUCGCCAUCUACAAGAAGCUCGGCGUCAACCCGCUCCCGUCCGUCGCGAACGUCGAGGCGAUCUACGUUGCGCACCUCGCUGCCAACUUGGUCAACGCCAAGAACUUUGACAAUUCGCAGUGGGCCACGCUCGCCCCGCACUUGGCGCUCCUCGCGGCUACCCCCGACCCGGCUCAGGUCGCGUCGGAGUGGGCCGUGCGCUCGGCUACCGAGGACGAAGGCGGUGAUGACGCUCUCGAGGACGACGAGGAGGGCGAGGAUCUCUGCAACUGCCAGUUCUCGCUCGCUUACGGUGCCAAGAUCCUGCUCAACACCGCGUCGCUCCGUCUCAAGCGUGGCCGUCGCUACGGUCUCUGCGGUAAGAACGGUACCGGCAAGUCCACUCUCAUGCGUGCUAUCCACAACGGUCAAGUCGAGGGCUUCCCGUCACCCGACGAGGUCCGCACCUUCUACGUGGAGCACGACAUUGACGGCUCCGACGAGGACACGACCGUCUUGCAGUUCAUCCUCAACGACAAGCGUAUCUUGGCCCCGGAGAGCGAGGUCAUCGAGGCGCUCGCGUCAGUCGGCUUCUCCGAUGAGCGCCAGGCGCAGGCCAUCGGCGCUCUUUCCGGUGGUUGGAAGAUGAAGCUCGCCUUGGCUCGUGCCAUGUUGUUCAAGGCGGACAUUCUCCUCCUCGAUGAGCCCACCAACCACUUGGACGUCGUCAACGUCGCCUGGCUCGAGGGCUACCUUACCAGCCUUACCCACUGCACGUCGAUCAUCGUUUCGCACGACUCCGGCUUCCUCAACAACGUUAUCACCGACGUUAUUCACCUUAACCGGUUCAAGCUCCGCCGCUACAAGGGCAACCUCGAGUCGUUCGUCAAGCAGGUGCCCGAGGCCAAGUCGUACUACACCCUCGACCCGGCCGAGGACUACAAGUUCAAGCUCCCCGACCCGCCCCUGCUCGAGGGUGUCAAGACAAAGGAGAAGUCGCUCCUCAAGAUGCGCAACGUCGGCUUCCAGUACCCGACCUCGAAGGUGCAGCAGCUGUACGACAUUACGCUCCAGGUCUCGCUCUCGUCCCGUGUCGCGAUCCUCGGUCCCAACGGUUCCGGCAAAUCGACCCUCGUCAAGCUGCUCAUCGGCGAGACGGAGCCCAACAAGGGCGGUGAGGUGUGGAAGCACCCCAACUUGGUCAUCGGCUACGUCGCGCAGCACGCUUUCCACCACAUCGACAACCACCUCGACAAGACCCCGCUCGAGUACAUGCUCUGGCGGUACCAGACGGGUGAGGAUCUCGAGGAGAUGGGCAAGGCGACCCGCGUCAUCUCCGAGGCGGAGGCGCAGAAGAUGAAGGACGGUGCGACGGUCGUCGUCGAGGGCCAGAAGCGGAUCAUCGACGAGAUCAUCAACCGCAAGAAGCUGAAGCAGUCGUACGAGUACGAGGUCACCUUCAAGGCCAUGUCCUCGUCCGAGAACAUCUGGAUGUCUCGCGACGAGCUCAUCAAGCGCGGUUUCGAGAAGAAGGUGCUCGAGGUCGACACCCGCGAGGCGCAGCGUCUUGGCCUCAACCGUCCCCUCGUCCGUCGCGAGAUCGAGAAGCACUUCGCCGACUUCGGUCUCGAGCCCGAGUUCGUCUCGCACAACACCAUGCGCGGUCUCUCCGGUGGCCAGAAGGUGAAGAUCGUGCUCGGUGCCGCGACCUGGCGCCGGCCGCACAUCAUCUGCCUCGACGAGCCGACGAACUACCUCGACCGUGAGUCGCUCGCGGCGCUCAUCGCCGCCCUCCAGGUCUUCGAGGGCGGUGUGCUCAUCAUCACCCACAACCGCGACUUCUCCGAGUCGCUCUGCAAGGAAGUGUGGGCGAUGCGCGACGGUCGCCUCGAGGCGUCCGGCCACAACUGGGUCGAGGGCCAGGGCUCCGGUCCUCGCAUCGACAAGAAGGACGGCGAGGAGGAGGAGAUGCUCGACGCUAUGGGCAACAAGAUCAAGGUGGAGAAGAAGAAGAAGAUUACGGCGGCAGAGGCGCGGAAGGCGAAGAAGGAGCGGAUGGCGAGGCGGAAGCGCGGCGAGGAGGUGUUCACCGACGAGGAGUUGUAA